CCUCCGUGGACCUGGACCUCCGACCUUAUUACAGUCCUGCCAGGGCCUCAUACCACUCUCACACUGUGGCUAGUGAGAGCCAUGUUCUCCAAAUCGCUCGCCCGAGCUGCGAAUCGCACAUGCGCCGCUGCGGCCGGAUCGAGCACAUGCACGACCAGCGCAGUCCAACGCACCACCCAGUGCCUUGCUGCGCGCCGACAGCCCCAUCAGCGCCGACACUCGAGCAGCAAGGCGUCAUCGUCAUGUCCGCCAGGGGACCCCGCGAGUGAUGGCAAGCCGGUGGCGGAGGAGAAGGCGGCCAUUGCAGAUUCGACAGCGCAGGAACAGCAGCAGCAGCAGCCGCAGCGAGGCACAAAGAGAGUCACGCGUUCCAAGCGCUCACGACCUGCUGGAGUCCCCGACAAGCAGGAAGACCAGUUUGCUGGACUUCCUGCGGUACCGGGCAUGCAAAUGUCAAGUUCUGAAUUCGGCAUGUCAUCUUUCUUCUCCCUCCAUCGACCGCUGUCGUUGACCACGACGAUACCGCCUCCUUCCACUCCCGCGACCUUUGACAGCAUAUUUGUGUCUCAAAAGCAACGAGAUCCGUGGGAGAAUGGCAACUCGGCCGAGCGAAGACCCGAGGAUGUAGUCUACGCACUGCGCCACCUCUUUGAGGACAUGAACACCCGAUCGUCAGGACAGCAGGCAGAAGAAGACGGCGUACGAUGGGAGGUGAUCCAGGACAGCUCCGCGUCAAUGUCAGAAGCAAACGGAGUGAAACAUCUUGACGGAUCACCACGCCUCAAGACUCUGGAAGAGAUGGUCGCACAAUUCAGGCCAUUUGAGGCUCCUCCACCACCUGAGCCAUUCCCUGAACAUCAGCUCAAGACUGCUGCUGCAACAGAGAAGAAGCAACGCACAUCAAAACCAAAACAGACGCGUUACGCGACCACCAUGUUGAUCACAGAAUCCACGAGCGAAAGUGGCCAAACCACGUACACGGCAUCGACUUCGCCUUUCGUCCGCAUCCCCGAAGGCCAGGAAAGUGUGACACCAGCCAUUGAGGGAUACCCACUCGCACAGCAGCAGCAGCAGGGUCGUAGUGGGUUCCGGGAGCGCAUGUACCGCAACCAGCGAGCAUUCCUGCAGCGGCGUCAACAGCAACACGAGCGGAGAGCGUCGUCCUCCAGGCCUGCAUUCAUCCGAAAUGCUCCUAGCGCGGCCCGGCUCAACCGGAUGCUACUCAUUUCAGUCAAGAGGCAACGCAAGUUGAAGAUGAAGAAGCACAAGUAUAAGAAGCUGAUGCGGAGGACGAGGAAUUUGAGAAGAAGACAAGACCGUACUUGAGGUGAUCUCAUCAAGAUGAUGGAUGAUGAUGAUUCAUCUCCAAGCAGCAGCAGGGAGGCAAGGGGGAACGCUUUGCAUGGUGGAGUUGGAAGUUACAGAGAGUGCACUUUUUCCGGAAAUGCAUAUUUGGCUUGUGGUGUUUCCUUCUUUCUCGUUCUUUUCAGAGAGAGAGGAGCAUAAAACUGACUGACUGACUGACUGACUUACUGGACUGAUUAAGUAAAGUCCCAAGUCUAAGUCCCAGUAACUAAAGUCCCUACAUAUCAGUACCAAAUAGGGUACCUAGGUAGUAGGUAUUUUUAGACUAAGGUAAAGUACCUCAGGUAGUAAAGAAGAAUAGGAGGAUCUCAAC
Molecule: messenger RNA, 1678 nt
Organism: Sphaerulina musiva SO2202
Lineage: Eukaryota; Fungi; Ascomycota; Dothideomycetes; Mycosphaerellales; Mycosphaerellaceae
Exons: 2
Coding region: 82-1326 (414 amino acids)
Biological process (GO): mRNA processing
Cellular component (GO): mitochondrion
Source: RefSeq, a predicted model, not a curated record